AAGUGACAUGACGGGCAGCGGGAAGGGGGAGCUGCAGCGCUCGGCUCGGCUCGGCUCAGUUCUGCAAAAUAAGGUCGGAAGAGCGGUUCUUCCCGCACCAAAUCCUCUUUUUGGGUGAAAAAAGCUCGACGGUCUGCUCGUUUUCCAGCAUUUCGGAAGCACUUCGACGUGACACGGGAUUUUAACGGAAAUGGACCAGAGGCCAUGUUUGCGAGUGAAAGCGGAGCUGCAGCGCUGAAGCGGCCCGCGGACGAGCCGCGCGCCCCUUAGAGCCCCAAAUCCCCCCCUUUUCUGCGCUGCUUUUGUGUUCAUGCGAGGAAGCGGGUGGGAUGGACGCGUAUUCCCGGCCCAGCGGGGAGAUCCAGCGGAGAAACCCUCAGCACGACUUCGAGCUCAUCCAGCGCGUCGGCAGCGGCACUUACGGAGACGUUUACAAGGCCCGAAACAUACAGACGGGAGAAUUGGCUGCAGUGAAAAUCAUCAAACUGGAACCAGGGGAUGACUUUUCCAUCAUUCAACAGGAAAUCUUUAUGGUGAAGGAAUGCACACACCAAAAUAUUGUGGCCUACUUUGGAAGCUACCUGUGCAGAGAGAAAUUAUGGAUCUGUAUGGAAUACUGUGGUGGUGGCUCCCUUCAGGAUAUUUACCAUGUGACUGGUCCCCUAUCUGAGCUUCAGAUAGCUUAUGUCUGCAGAGAAACCUUGCAGGGUCUGGCUUAUUUGCACACCAAGGGCAAAAUGCAUCGUGACAUAAAGGGAGCUAAUAUCUUGCUAACUGACAACGGAGAUGUGAAGUUAGCUGAUUUUGGAGUUGCAGCCAAAAUAACUGCUACCAUUGCCAAGAGGAAAUCAUUCAUUGGAACUCCUUACUGGAUGGCCCCUGAAGUAGCAGCGGUUGAGAAGAAUGGAGGCUACAACCAGCUGUGUGACAUUUGGGCAGUGGGCAUUACGUCCAUUGAGCUGGCUGAACUGCAGCCCCCCAUGUUUGACUUGCACCCUAUGAGGGCCUUGUUUUUAAUGUCGAAGAGCAGUUUCCAACCUCCCAAACUAAAAGACAAAAACAAAUGGUCGGCUGCUUUCCAUAACUUUGUGAAAGUAUCUCUUACCAAGAACCCGAAGAAACGACCCACUGCGGAUAAGCUCCUCUCGCAUAUCUUUGUAGCACAGACAGGUCUGACCAGGAGACUGGCUGUGGAGCUUCUGGACAAGAUGAACAAUCCAGACAGCCAUCCACAUUUCAGUGAGGUGGAUGAUGAUGAUUUGGAGCCACUCUCCAGCGUGAGGCACACGAUCCGUUCCACCAACAAGAACAGCAGAGCAGAGAGGACACGCUCUGAGAUCAACUUUGAUAAAAUGCAGUUUGAACCUCCACUAAGGAAAGAAACAGAGGCUCAUGCUGAGAUGGAUGUUACCAAAGAGAAUGACUUCCCUUCACCCUGGAGUCCCUUCUCAGAGGGAGGAAUUGGCUCUAAGAGCCUUCUCAAAAGCGUUGAGGAGGAGUUAUUUCAACGGGGACAUACAGCCCAUUUGGAGGACACCUUUGAAGAUGUGGAUCUCUCUACUCUGAAGCAAGGAGUCCCACCCCCACUACCCCCUAAGCCACGUCUGAACAGCAGCUCUGACGAAAUGGGCCUUAAUGAAGAGAAGAGUCUAACUGUGCGGCGCUUCCCUAACUGCGAGGCUAGCCCUGUGUCAGGUUUACGCAGACAGAGCACACCAGAACAAGGCAGCAAAGUGGAGCACAACCCCCCUGACUUCCUCUCUGUCAGUGUCAGCAGUCCCGGCCUGCUGAGCCACUCGUCUGAGCAGGAUCAUGAGGAGUUGGCCACUGGUGUGAAUGGACACAAUUUGAAACAUACCCCAGCUCCACCCCAGAGGAAGGAGAGGAAAGAGUUUCCAAAGCCAGCAAUUAAUGGUCUUCCACCUACACCCAAAGUUCUGAUGGGGGCCUGCUUCUCCAAGGUUUUUGACGGAUGCCCUUUGAAAAUUAACUGUGCCACAUCUUGGAUUCACCCAGAUACAAAAGACCAGUACCUCAUCUUUGGGACAGAAGAUGGAAUUUACACUCUGAACUUGAAUGAGCUACAUGAAGCCACCAUGGAACAGCUGUUUCCAAGGAGGUGCACUUGGCUUUACGUUAUCAACAACAACUUAAUGUCUUUGUCAGAAGGAAAGACCUUCCAGCUGUAUUCUCAUAACCUCAUUGGCUUGUUUGAGCAGUUGAAGAAACCAGGCCUGGCUGCUCAAUUCCAAACUCAUCGCUUCCCAGACAAGAUCUUGCCCAGGAGGUUUGCUUUAACAACGAAGAUCCCAGACACAAAGGGAUGUCACAAGUGCUGCAUUGUGAGGAAUCCCUAUACAGGACACAAAUACCUUUGCGGGGCUUUGCAGUCUGGGAUUGUCCUGCUCCAGUGGUACGAGCCCAUGCAGAGAUUUAUGCUCAUAAAGCACUUUGACUUCCCUCUGCCCAGCCCUCUCAAAGUGUUUGAGAUGCUUGUGGUUCCAGAGCAGGAGUAUCCCUUGGUGUGCGUUGCCAUCAGCCAAGGCACAGAGCCUGGCCAGGUGGUCCGCUUUGAGACCAUCAACCUCAAUUCCUGUUCAUCUUGGUUUACAGAAAUGGGAUCAGGUGGUCACCAGGUAGAUGCCAUUCAUGUCACUCAGCUGGAGAGGGAUACUGUUCUGGUGUGUCUGGACAAGAAUUUGAAAAUUGUCAACUUACAAGGCAAAUUGAAAUCAAACAAAAAGCUGGCCUCUGAACUGAGCUUUGACUUCUGCAUUGGAUCUGUUGUAUGUCUUCAAGACAGCGUGUUGGCCUUCUGGAAACAUGGCAUGCAGGGAAAGAGCUUCAAGUCCAAUGAGGUAACCCAGGAGAUUUCUGAUCAAAGCCGGGUGUUCCGUCUCCUGGGAUCUGACAGGGUGGUGGUCCUGGAGAGCCGGCCAACAGACAACCCUACAGCCCUGAGUAACCUUUAUAUCUUGGCUGGACACGAGAACAGCUACUAGUUCAACAUCGUGGUUUCAUCUAAGGAAGCUCCUUUGCUGCCAAAGUUGGGGGAUAUGUGUUGACCAUGGAUAUUGAUUGUCAGAGGAGACACCUGGGGAGAAAGCUCACACAUUCUUCAUGCUUUGUACAUUACAAACCACAGCAGGCAGCCCUUUCUGGAGAGGUGCAACCAAUGGAACAUGUAUAGUGUUACAACCCCAGGCAUCUAUACUAUGAGACCGAACAGACAGAUGGAGUAAGCCGCUGUGAUCUCCAUACAGCAGCCUUCCCAUCACAGACUAGCUCACGUUGAGUCUGAAAGUAUGGGGGUGUGCGUGCAUGCGUGUGUGAACUACAAUCUUAUGAGGAAUUGUGGGCAUAAUGCAGUCUCACAGCUUAUAACACAAAUCUGAAGUUUACCAACAAGAUCAUGACCCAGCAAACCACAACAUUCAUGUAAGUAUUCAUGCUUGAGGAAGUGCCAUAAAAAUAUAUUUGUUUACUUAUCGCUUAAAAGACUUAUAGAAAAGUCCUUCUGAACCAGUGACUGAGAGAAAAGACUUGGUGCAAUGCUGAGCCUUGAAUGAUUUUUUUUUUUUUUUUUUUUUUUUUUUUAAAUAAUACUUUGCAAGUCAACAAAUUGAUAUGGAGUGUUUGGAUUUCAUUAAAACAUAUCAUUUGGUUUGAUGGACUAUUUAAACGUUAUUUAUUAAUCUUCAGGUAGUAAGGUAUUUUACUCUUUAACAAUGUUAGCCGAUAACAGGCAAAGUCCUGGAAGGCAUAGGACGCGGCUCCUCUGGGGUUCAACUACCUAUGAAAAGGUUGCUGAGCAGCUUCAGAUUAUUUUACAGCUUUGUAAUAUAGAAGAGCUUCCCCGUGCGUGUUUUUAGAUUUGAAUAUAAUGUCAAGGUGGGUUUUUUUUUUUUUUUUUUUUUUUGGGGGGGGGGUUUGUAUUCUGUAUUGCACCAUGUAAGCACUUUUGUACAUUUUGUUUUGUAUUUAAAUGACAACAAAUGGGGGAGAGCUUGGGUUUCAUAACACCUGUGUUCCUGCAAUUUUUAAUGUAUGCAGUUUUUAUAAUAAAACUAUUGUUUAAAAAAGUUUUUGGUGUUUUAUUUUGUUGCUAUUAUGCAAAGACUGGUGCUAUGCAGCGUGUGACUGUGGCAUCUCACGGUGUAAGUGGUCUCUUUUUGGUACACACUGGAUAGGAUAAAAAUCCAUCACAAGGGAAUCAUGCACGUUCAUUCACUCGCACUUAAACCCAACUUGGUCA
Molecule: messenger RNA, 4255 nt
Organism: Scleropages formosus (Asian bonytongue)
Lineage: Eukaryota; Metazoa; Chordata; Actinopteri; Osteoglossiformes; Osteoglossidae
Gene: map4k5
Product: mitogen-activated protein kinase kinase kinase kinase 5
Exons: 35
Coding region: 330-3002 (890 amino acids)
Biological process (GO): intracellular signal transduction; protein phosphorylation
Cellular component (GO): cytoplasm
Molecular function (GO): MAP kinase kinase kinase kinase activity; ATP binding
Source: RefSeq, a predicted model, not a curated record